Messenger RNA from Micromonas commoda, 1182 nucleotides. RefSeq lists its product with no specific name. Bases 1 to 1182 code for a protein of 393 amino acids. Lineage: Eukaryota; Viridiplantae; Chlorophyta; Mamiellophyceae; Mamiellales; Mamiellaceae. The record is from RefSeq and is a predicted model, not a curated record. The transcript has a single exon.
AUGGACGUCGCCGACUUCCUCGCCGCGUUCAUGUACCACCUCGAGAACGUCAAACCGCCUCCCGUCGUGGCACCGUUGGGCCCCGAUACGCCCCGAUUCGCGGCGAAAGAAGGGUCCUCACCACUUCCGAGGGCGGCCCUCAAGCCCGCCGUCGUGGAGAGAAUACUCAAAGACGAGGGUCGCCGCCAGUGGAUCGAGUCCGUGACAGAGGACCACCUCACAGCCGCAGGCGACACGUUCUUCUCGACGUCCAUCAGGGACGCGCGCGCACAGCUGUGCGGCAACGAGGACGGGCGCAUGGUCUACGCCGGCAAGCGCGACCUGCCCCUCCUGGAGCUCGUCCGAGGCGGCUUCCUCAGGUUCAUCCUCACGCCGGGUUCCACCCAGCAGGCAUGGGACGCGACCGAGGUGAGCGCCGAGACCGUCGCGACCGUGCCCCGCCGAGCGAUCGCGUGCCACAGGGUCGCGAUUUACCGACUGGACUACGAUCCCGAGGUUCAAGACGACGCCAUGUGCAUCGACGCUAUUUUGUCGCAAUCGGACGUCAUCCGCCUCCUCAACGCGCGCCGGGACGAGCUCGGCGACGUGAGCAGCAGAUCCCUGCACGAUAUCGGCCUGGGCGGCGCUUGGGACGACGGGUCCGAUCCCGGCGCGGGAGCCGCGGUCGCUCCCGGCGACGAGGUCACGUGCGUGCUGCCCACGGCUCGCGCCCUGGAGGCUUUCUCGUUGAUGAACGCGUGGGGUUUGUCCGCGGUGGGCGUCGUGAGCGAGCCGAGGGGGCCGCUCGUGGACUGCCUCAGCGUCGGCGAUCUCCGCGGGGUGAAAGCGGGCGAUUUCUCCAGCCUCAACGCGUCCGUGUCGGAAUUCACGCGUCGGCGGAGGAUGCCCGGUUCCAACCCGUCUCUCAUCACCGUCAGACCCGACGCCGACCUCGGGGAGGUGAUUGCGAAGAUGUGCGAGCGCGGCGUGCACCACGUGUUCGUGACCGACCUCGAGGGUAGGCCCGUGCGCAUGAUCACGCCGACGGAUAUCCUCGGGUCGAUCACGGUUCCCGCGACGCACGGCAACGUCGGCUGGCGGUUUCAGGCUGCGGAGAUAAGUUCAAAAUAUGCCGCGGACGCCGAGCGGGAGGCGGAGCCGACGCGCAUGGACGACGGGAGGAGGUUUCACGACGAGAUGUGA